AUAGAGAGGGAGGGAGAGAGAGUGGAGUUGUGUCCCAUAUGUGGAAAAAAGCAUAGCAGUGCACACACACGAGUCUGGUCUGCUCCAGGGAUUAUCGUAGCGCUUUCAGAUCUGAUGGAGGACAUGCAGGCAUGAGGCUGUUCUGUUGUCAGUGCGAGCUCAUGCCAGUGAUGGACUACAGCCGGACGGACGCUAACCUUAGCCGGCGUUCACAAAACAGCAUUCCUCCUUACUGAGACCAGCUCCACAGAAUGCUGAGUCCUAUUGUCCCCUAUAGCCUGUUAAAGAUGCACUGGAACCCAGAGCAUGCCCAGCCUCUCAGCCAGUGGCCUGAGCAGCACCUGGACGUCUCCUCCACCACCUCCUCUCCGGCCCACAAGUCGGAGUUAUACUCUGGCCGCAGCCGCGGCUCCUACAACUACGCCUGGGCCAAUGACGACAUCUCUGCUCUCACCGCCUCCAACCUGUUGAAGCGCUAUGCUGAGAAGUAUGCUGGUGUGCUGGACUCACCAUAUGACCGGCCGCCUACUGUGGGCGCCUACCCAGAGCCAGGGGCCUUUGGGGGCCUCAACGGCCAGAAGACUGAGCUGGAGCCCUGGCCACUGACGCACAGCACUGAUGCCUCCUAUUCCCUUGUGCCACCUGGAGGCCAUGACAGCCUCUCAGGAUCCAAGUCUGUAGCCACAUCUGCAGGCCCUCCAGGGGUUGGUAGUGUGUCGGUGGUGAACAGUAACCUCUCAGACUCUGGCUACAGUGGCAGCAGCUCCUGUAGUGGCUCCAGCGAGUACCCCUCUAGCUACAAUGGCACCUAUCUUUCCUCAGGGUACUGUCCCCAACCCAGUGCAGCACUUCCCCCUGCCUCUCUCCACACUCUGCAGUCCACCCCCACUCUGGUGGCCAGCUAUAGCCCCACCACACCUGUCUAUAACUACCCCCCUAGCACAUACCCUCCCCAGACCAGCCUUGCCCCCAGCUACAGCCACCCCUCUGCAACUUACCUGCCCUCAGGUCUACCAGCACCUACUCCCGUUCCCUCCAGGCCCACAGUGGUAGGAGGCAGCUAUAGUUACCAGAGCACCAAUCUUGGGACGUCUGAGUCUGGAGGGACAUUAAAACGGAAAGCGUUCGAGAUGAGUGCAGAAGAGGAUGAGAGCGUGGAUGGGUCUCGAUACAGGAAAUAUAGCUAUGACCCCUUGAAGGCAGGGGGAAGCUCACCCUACAGUGUGAAUGACAAGACAGAGUGCCGGGGAAACGGCUUCAGCAGUUCAGGCAGCACAGACCCUCAACCUUUCAAGCCCAGUAAGCCCUCCUCCCAGCCCCUGGUGUCUCCUCAGUAUGGGGCAGCAGGGGAGUACAGCCCUCCAGCAGGGAUGACAGGGGAGAAUGGUGUGUCGGAGCAGGGCUUCAUCCAACAGCAGCAGCACCGCUCCCAGGCCCACAAGCGCCCUCCAUUGUGUGCCCCAACUGUUGAGACUAUGAAGAGCCCAGACCCCCGGCUGUUGGACCUUGUCAAUGGGGAGUUACUGGACUGCAGCCCGGCACUGGGCUGGGGCGAGCUGGCCGGGCUCACCCAUGUCAAGACUGCCCUGGAGGAGGACCUUCUGUGGCCCGUGUUGAGGCCCAGUCCAGUGGUGCGGCCACCAAGAACCGUCCUGCUGUUUGGCCCCCGGGGAGGGGGUAAGACGACAUUGACUCGUUCUUUGGCUUCACAGCUGGGGGCUUCCUUCUACCGGCUGAGUGGAGCCAUGCUGGCCUCUAAAGGGAAGGCAGAGGCAGAGCACAUUCUGGGCUCUCUUUUGCAGGUGGCAGCGGCACGGCAGCCCUCAGUGGUGCUGCUCAGCCAGGUGGAGGCCAUGGAAGAAGAGGGGCUGCGGCAGACACUGCUGACCACCCUGGAGAAAGCCCAGGUGGGGACCACAGGUCUGGUGAUUCUUGUAUGUGCCACCGGCAGGCCAGACCUGCUGCAAGAUGCGGUUCAUCGGAGCUUUGCCAAGCGGUAUCACGUCGGGCUGCCAGAUGUGGGUAUGCGCAGACAGGUGCUGCUGCAGGCACUGUCGCCCCAGGGCUGGGGCUUGAGCGAGAGGGAGCUGAGCGCUGUGCUGCAGCGCACAGAGGGCUUCUCAGUGUGGGAGCUGCUUCAGCUCAGCCAGCAGGCGCUCUCCUCUGCGUCCUCCCCCACUGGGGCCAUGCAUGGCCUCCCCACAUCCUCCAAACCCCCGGCCUUCACAGACUUUGAGAAUGCCUUCUGCAAGGUGCGCCCGCACACCACCACAAAAGAACUGGACACUUGUAUAGAGUGGAGCAAGAUGUAUAACCACUGAGAAAGCAGCCAGUCGCUGUACUUGGACUGCGUUAUGACCCUGUCUUUGCUUUGAAAUGGCAAGCCUUGGGAAUGUUUUGUUGUUGUUUUGUAAUUACAGAUUAUGCAGCCAAAAGAGCCAGAGAAGCUCAGUGAUACGGGAGAGCUGAAAAAACUUGUUUUACUGGCAGAAGCAUGCCAUGGUGUGCUGUUUUUGUUUUCAUAUGAAUAUCCGCAAUAUUUUAUUUUUCCCAAAGAAAAGGAAGAUGAAUAGGCCUUGUUGACUGGGGUAGUGUAUUAGUCUUUUUGGCCAGUGGGAAAAUCAGAUUAUGAACUAUUUGGAUACUCUCAGAGAUCCUGAUUAGCCUUGGUCCAGGACAAAAUCAAUUAUUUGUUGCUAGGUGACGUGGUCCAAGAUUAUGGAUAAUCAGGGUUUGGAAAAUCCCCCCUUUGACUGCUAUUCUCAGGAUCCUAUUUAUUGCCAGUCCACUUCCAUGUUAUCCCAAUGUUGAUUUAGGCAUUGGAUUGUCGCUAAUAAUUCAGUACGAAGGGCUCAGGAUCAGCCACAUUUCAGCAAAACCACAGUUUUUGACCAAAAACACGUCAAACCAAGUGCAUAAUCAGCAGCGAAGACUGGUCCUCAAAGUCACAGUAAAUAAAUCCUUGAAAGCUUCUCACCAAAUCAAAACAGUUAAUCCUAACUAUUCCAAAAAAAGAGGAAAAUCAAAUAACUUAUUACAUCCAAACACGCUGCUGUCCUUCCUUCAGUAGUUCAAGUAAAACCUUGCAGUUACACUCGACAUGUUUUCUUGUAGAAGUAUUUCACAUGUUUUGUCAGUUAACUCACCAGUAUUAUUAUGGUAUGGACAACUUCUUUUCUUAUUUCUGGGUCGUUGCCCUUCACUUCCACAUACAUUUGCUCUCAAUCUCACAUUCCUCAUCGUUUGCCGUUUUCCUGAGAAUCCCGCUUAAAGAACAAAACGCACCCACCUGCACACCCAGAUUCUCUGUUUUCUAGUUCACUUACUCCUUUUGUUUUCUUAGUGUGUAGUCUUGUUUGAAAUGCUCAGGAAGAAUUUCUUUACCUCAGAAAUAUGAAAUUAAAGAAUGUAUGUAAUCUUAGGGUCUUAGUAGAGAGCGGCGUGGAGCGAGAUAAAGGAGCGAGGAGAAACCUGACAGUCUUGUAACACCCACUACAGCUGGGCUUUUACCUCGGGAGAGAAACUUGAAUAUGCUACAAAGAGUAUCAUUGAAUGUAAUUCAGGUAUUUCAAAGGAUAUUUGAUGCCAUAAAUCCAUGUAUUAUUAUAUAUGAAUAUAUAAAUACGUUUUCUUUUCUGUUCUUUUACCCUUUAUUUUUAUUGUAGUUUAUGGUGGAGUGAUGAUUGUCUUCAAGAAAUGCUAUGUAGAAUAACGAAAAUAUUCCUUUUUUUGUUGGACAAACUGCUUGCAGAUAUCUGGUAUUUAGUGUUUACAUAUCCUUUAUAUGCAUGUCUGCAGAAGAUAGUUUGAAAAUGUAAAUAUCACGCACACAAUCACACACGUGCACUCACAGUGAGCACAAAAGCCACUGAUGCGAGAAAGGUUUCAAGCUUAAGUUGUUCUAACAGCUCACAGGUGAUGUGUACAUAUUGUGGAUGAGCCCAACAUGUAGACAAUCCAGACAAAUCUCUACUUUUCCACCAGUCCUACAGUUCUGUUUUAACAGCCUGGAAAAAGCACGUCACAGGACUGCAGGUACAGAGUUCGUACAUAUUAGACUGUUGCCAUGGUCCUGAGGAGGUAUAAACAGAAUGAUGUAAUAUUUCCUACCACCCCUCCCUCCCUCCGUCUCUCCCUCCCUCCACCCCUCAUCAUUAUUUUUCUCUUUUUCUCUCUCCCCAGUGCAAUCUCAUUAGAUUGGAUUGCCCCCUGGCCACAAGCUUCAGUGGCCAUGUGGCGUAUCCUCUCCCCACCCCCUCCUCCCCCCUUCCCUUAUACCGAUUCCUCCGGAGUGGAAGUGGACUGAUUGAUGUCCAGCAACCCUAUAUCACAGUGCAGCCGUCCCUCUCCAGCUGGUGGCUUCAGUCAUGCCAUGCAGCCAGAUCAAUCAGAGUGACCCCCGCUGUGCAUACUGAUCACUGUCUCAGAAGCUGAAAACACAUUUAAAAAUUACAGAACAACCCCUGCCUCAAGCGGCCACGGUCUACAUAAUGCUAGCGAUUAUUCACAGGUAAUUACAGAAGUGAAAUAAUAACGAUGACUUUGAGGUAUGAAUAGGUGCAACAUUUUGAUUUGUUGCUCCCUCUGCUCCACACAGUUUGUCCAACAAAACAAGCUUUUAUUUUUUACAUGUUUUGAUCUGUUAUUGCAGUAACUUUGUUCUUGGUUAUUGUACAUUUUCUGUAACCAUUUCUACCUCAUUUUUGCGGCAUAUUGUACAUGAAAGUAUUUAUUUCAUGUCUUUUUUGAUGUCUGUUUUAAAAUGAUAAUGUUCUUGAACUGUAAUGGUCUACCUCAGAAAAGACUGUAUU
Chelmon rostratus (copperband butterflyfish) is the source of this 4811-nucleotide messenger RNA. It is a transcript of the gene fignl2, whose product is annotated as fidgetin like 2. Gene Ontology annotation, molecular function: ATP hydrolysis activity; ATP binding; microtubule severing ATPase activity. The transcript has 3 exons. Lineage: Eukaryota; Metazoa; Chordata; Actinopteri; Chaetodontiformes; Chaetodontidae. Bases 252 to 2321 code for a protein of 689 amino acids. The record is from RefSeq and is a predicted model, not a curated record.